AUGACUAAAAGUCAAGCUCCGGCACCCCAGUGUAAUUCUGCCAAGAAAAAGAAAUCCAAACCCAGUGAAGAGGAUUUUUCAUCAUGUGUACAAAAUGAGAAAACAGAUGAGAUGAAAGGCAAAACCAAAAAGAAGAGAAAGACUGAUGAAGAGGUGUUUGAUAUUUCAGAGGAUAAUACCAAUGGUGUUCGAACCCGCGAUAAGGCGGUGCUUAUGCUCUAUAUAAGUGCGGAUAGAACGCCAUUUCGCUUACCUUAUUUCUCCUUCAGCGUGAUCCUUCUCGCUGCUCUGAAGAAGAAGCCUUUCCUGCUCGCCGUCGAUCUAAGCCCUGCAGUGGAAUCCAGGUGCAGCGUCUUCCCUGCCGCUUUCCGGCUGAGAACCGAAGAUAAGCCUUUGCUUGCCGUGGUACCAGAGAUGAUCACAACUUUACCCACAGCUACAGUGAGAGUAACACCAAACAGUCCUGUGUUCAUUGGAGAGACAGUCAAUCUGACGUGUGAGAUAGAGGAUCAGUACAGAUCAUUAAACUGGCGAUAUCUGUGGUAUAAAAACACAACUGCAGUGUUAAACUCUGAGCGUUACACUGUAAACAGAGACUUUCUCACUAUCACCCAAGUUACUGAAUCUGAUCAGGAUGAGUUCAGCUGUAGUGCAGAGAUACACGGACGACCACAGACUUCACUAUCAAGCUCUGCUGUUCAUCUCACUGUUAAAGAAAGACCAACACCUGAAGUGUCUGUUUGGCCUCCUGGACAUUUAUAUGGAGGAGAAACUGUCAAUCUUACAUGUGUCAUUAAUAGAGGAGGAGUCAGCAGCUGGAAGUAUAGCUGGUAUAAAGAUGAUUCAGACAUUCAGCAUUAUGAACAGAAUUACACAAUCAUAUCUUUUAAUGAGUCUGACGCAGGUAAAUACACCUGUAGAGGAAAUGACACCAGUGGAUCACGAUACUCACACAUCAGUAAUGCAGUUACACUGACAGUAUCAGGAUCUUCUGGUCUUAUAGUUGGAGUGGUUGUCGGACUGAGCAUCUUGUUUUUGAUCAUUUUCUUGGUUUUGCUGUGGUGGUACAAAAACAAAAAAGGUAAAGUCUCUCAGUCUCCGUCAGCUGCCAGUCCACAUCAGAUCAUCGGUCAGACAUCAAAUCAGAUACAAAGUGAAGAUGGAUACACUCCACUGCAGUCUGGAGAUGCUAAUAUUUAUGACUCUGUUGACGCAACGGACAAUAAAGACGCAAGCUCAGCAGUGACUCAGGCCGGCCCCAGUGAUGCCAUGUAUUCACAGGUCAACUUCAAGAAAAAGAAACUCAAGAGCAAAGACAAUGAAAGUGAAUCAGCUGAUCUCACUUAUGCUGAUAUUGAAUUGAAACCUAAGAAAAAAAUCAAGAAAAAGAAAGAGAAGAAAGGGAGUAGCAGUGAAGGUGGUGACACUGUUUACUCUAAAGUGAAGAUAGGAGAUAAAGAUGUUGCUUCUGGAUCUGUUGAUGUGACUUAUGCUCAGAUAAAAUAAAGGCCCAGAUGAAAAAAGACGGCAAUACGCUAACAAUACUUAAUAUUAUUAAUUCAAACCUUCAUGUGCUUCAGAGUAAAUGCUUGCAAAUCUUUGAUUCUCUAAUAGGAUUUUUUUCUAUUAAUGUUUCAUUUGUUCAUGUAUACCUGAUGUUUAAUUGUUCUAGAGGUGAUACAAGCUAGUUAGUUACUGUACUGAAGUGUUAUAUAAUCAUUUUGGCCUUUGCCAGUUACAGUAUCAAUCACCUAAACCUGGAGAGGGAAAACAUGUUUGAUCUGUAUAGUUUAAAGAUAAACAUUACUUUAAAUAUGUUAAGUUGCUCAUUUAUAUUUUGUUACUGUUGUAGGAGUAAUGUAAUACUUUAGUUUAGACAGAGAUGUUGAUGUAAGAUAUAGUAGGCUAAAUAUCAUGGUCAGUGUGGUAUUAGCAAGCCAUUACAUCUUCAUUGCUAUAAUAAGAAUGGCAAAGGUUUUGAAUGAUGUGUUUGUAGAAUUCAUAUGAGAUAU
Molecule: messenger RNA, 2012 nt
Organism: Misgurnus anguillicaudatus (oriental weatherfish)
Lineage: Eukaryota; Metazoa; Chordata; Actinopteri; Cypriniformes; Cobitidae
Source: RefSeq, a predicted model, not a curated record